This is a messenger RNA of Archocentrus centrarchus (flier cichlid), 1634 nucleotides long. RefSeq names its product methyltransferase 2A, methylcytidine (gene mettl2a). The record is from RefSeq and is a predicted model, not a curated record. Lineage: Eukaryota; Metazoa; Chordata; Actinopteri; Cichliformes; Cichlidae. Gene Ontology annotation, molecular function: tRNA (cytidine-N3)-methyltransferase activity.
CCGCGCGUUACUUCCAACAUGGCGGCGCCCCACGCCGUGGACGGUGUGGAGGGAGGCACCGGUGAAACCGGGCUGACUCUGUCAGAUUCAUCCACCGGCGAUGUGAAGAGACCUCAGUUCGGGACACGUUUCCUUACAGACCCACGGCAGGUCUUCCAGCACAACGCAUGGGACAAUGUGGAGUGGACCGAUGAGCAAGAAGCAGCUGCUAAGAAGAAAGUCUUAGAACACAGUCAGCCACUACCUCCAGAAAAACAAGAGGAGUACAACAGCCGGGCCAACGAAUACUGGAAUGAGUUUUACACAAUCCACGAGAAUCGUUUCUUCAAAGACCGUCACUGGCUCUUCACAGAGUUCCCAGAGUUGGCCCCACAGUGCAGCCUGAACCAUGAAUCUCACCCUGAUGCCUCUGGUACAGAAGAAAGUCAAGAACAAAGCAGGGAGCAUGCCACGUAUCGCAUUCUGGAGGUUGGCUGUGGUGUGGGAAACACAGUUUUUCCAAUACUAAAGACCAACAAUGAUCCAGGACUGUUUGUUUACUGCUGUGACUUCUCCAGCACUGCUGUGGAGUUAGUCAAGAGUCAUCCAGAGUAUGACCCAGGGCGGUGUUACGCCUUUGUUCAUGACUUGAGCGAUGUAGAAGCCAAUUACCCCUCCCUGAUGAAACCCUUGUAUGUUAUAGUGCUAAUCUUUGUUCUAUCAGCACUGCAUCCCAAGAAGAUGCAAGCAUCGAUCAGUAGGCUGGCACGCCUGCUGAAGCCUGGUGGAGUGAUGCUGCUCAGGGACUAUGGACGCUACGAUAUGGCACAACUCCGCUUCAAGAAAGGAAGGUGCCUGUCAGAAAACUUUUAUGUACGAGGGGAUGGAACGCAAGUAUAUUUUUUUACUCAAGAUGAGCUCCAUGAGCUGUUCACUGAGGCUAAGCUGGAGAAGGUGCAGAACCUUGUGGACAGAAGGCUGCAGGUGAACAGAGGAAAGCAGCUCACCAUGUACAGGGUAUGGAUCCAGUGCAAGUACCGAAAGGCUCCGGUUCAGCCACCUGAGACGAAAGGCUGUGACAGAGGGGAGAACCCACCUGGCUUGAACGUCAACUACAGCUGAAACUACGAAGUCAAGUGAAGGUGGUCCUAGCUUUUUCUUGGGGAUUUCUGGAACUGGGAAGCUUUGUGAUGAAUGGAAUGUAACACAGUAUUUACAUACUGAAAGGUUUUACUCCAUCCCAGCUGCCAAAAUGCAGACAGACUCUUUUUGCAUAGUUUUUCUGAUGGUUCAGUAAUCCUAGCUACAAGAGUGAUGCCUUGUCACUUUCUUAUUGAAGCUUGUUUCUGCCACUGAAAAAAAUAAAAUAAAUAAAUACCAGGCAGAGUUGGCUGAGUCAAAAUUUCAGGUUAUUCUCAAAAUUUUGAGUGAGUUUCUAGAAAUUUUGACGUAAUAAUUUGAAAUCUUGAGAUACUAACCCAAAAUUUUGACUUGGGCACAGCAUUUUUUUUUCAGUUAUGAAAACGAACUUCCAUACUUUCUGCUGAUCAGUUCUGUAAUCUAAGAAAGGGCUGGUAACCCCUGUAUGUUUCACUUCUGAUACAGACUGUUUUUGAUGUUUUGAAAUAAAUUGCAUGAUUUUUAAGAAAACUUGU